AUUUCUUUUGUGGGUGUGUGAAUAUUGACCAAUCAGAGCGCUGCAUUAUCGCGUCAUUUGCAUCUGCGCGGAGGUCGGACAUCAGUCGGACAAAAUGGCGCUGUGUUUACGGAGAUGCUACAGAAAAGUUGUUUAUAAUCCGUUGUUUUUUAAAAGUUGAUUAUUUGCUACUUUGCCAUGGUGAAGCACUGUUCGUUUGGGACGUGUAAAUCCGAUAGCAGGUAUCAAGAUAAGCUGAUGGGAGCAAAAUUCAUUCCAUUUCCCAAGCCGAAAUCUGAUUUACAAAAAUGCCUGCGAUGGAUUUCCCUGUGUAGACGACCUCACGAUCAGCUUAAUGUUGACAAAAUUACGAAACAUACGACUACGUAUAUAUGUUCAAAGCAUUUCAUUUCAAUAGAUGGCCCAUCUGAUGACUAUCCAGAUCCAUGUGAUGCACAAACUGGUGAACUAAGGAGAUCAAGACGGAAAAUAGUAUACAUGUCUCAUCAGUCCAAUGAGUUGACAGACUUUUCUACCAGUGGCAGUUUAGAACCUCCUCCACACAGAGAUUCUGCCUUACAUUAUGAUGUUGCCUGUCAAACAGAAGAAGAAUGUAAGUCCUUUCCUAAGAAUGUCAGAUCUUGUUUAAGUGCAGACAUAUAUAAGGCCUGCACAGUCUCUUUUGCUUUAAAGGCUUCAUCUUAACUACCGGUAUCUUUACUAGUGAAAACGAGGAGUAUUUUUGAUCAAGAUAAUUUAAUGAUUUAAAU
Molecule: messenger RNA, 749 nt
Organism: Saccostrea cuccullata (small rock oyster)
Lineage: Eukaryota; Metazoa; Mollusca; Bivalvia; Ostreida; Ostreidae
Exons: 3
Coding region: 178-684 (168 amino acids)
Source: RefSeq, a predicted model, not a curated record